Molecule: messenger RNA, 3720 nt
Organism: Bolinopsis microptera
Lineage: Eukaryota; Metazoa; Ctenophora; Tentaculata; Lobata; Bolinopsidae
Exons: 8
Coding region: 394-2766 (790 amino acids)
Biological process (GO): proteolysis; extracellular matrix organization; collagen catabolic process
Cellular component (GO): extracellular matrix
Molecular function (GO): metalloendopeptidase activity; zinc ion binding
Source: RefSeq, a predicted model, not a curated record
GGAUUUGAGGACACGUGGCUGGAUGAAGAUAACGUUGUGAAGAGCAUCAAGAUACCCCUAAUACCAGAGAACAGGGCGAUCGAGGUUACAUCGAACUUGGGAAUACUAUACCGUGUGCAAGACUUCCUCGUAGAUUCAGACUUGUCAGAUGGCCAAUCCCAGCUAGGCUUGUAUUUAGAGACAGAGAAUGGAACAAGCAUCAAAAUUCUUAAGUACAUCGAAUACACUGGACCUGGUGAAGUCAUCAAACCAGAGCCAUUGGAGGAAGAGGGAACUGAGAGACCACCACCCAAAGCUGUUACUUUCCACCGCCAAGAAGUGACGGAUAAGCCGAUCGUUGUAGUACCCCCGGUAAUAGAGGCACUUUUGAAUAACAACACAAUUUUCAAUUUCAUGACUCCAUCAGAGGAAGAUAAGGAUGAAAGCGAAGACGAUGAUAAGGAGGAAGAAACAUUGAAUACUUUUAAACCUCAGUUGAAUGAUGCCGUGCUGCCUGUAAAGUCAGUCAAGGUAAAGGAAAAAGAAUACACGGAGAACAGAGAGAAGCCUAAUCUACUUGGCUACUUUACAUAUAAUGGGUUUUUCGACAUAGGUGUUUCGAAAAGCAAAAUAAAAAAGAAGAAGAAUUCGGAGCAGGUUGAAUCUAAAACAGAAGAAAUUGAAGAACAACCGAUGAACCAAGGCAUUGAUCAAGACUCUUUUGUUGAGGCCAUAAAGGCAUUUCAGAGAUUUAAUGGAUUUCCGGAGACCGGUGAAAUAUCAGAAAAAGAAGCUGAAGUUAUGACGUCUGAAAGGUGUGGAAACCGUGACACUUCCUUCAAGGACGAGAUGGGAACGUUCAAAUGUGAAGAGGGAGAGGGUGUGAUUGAAAGUGAUAGCAAUUCAAGAGACCCCUGCAUUCUUGAUAAUGAUAGUGUGUUGAACAUUUGCACUCAAUAUCCAAAUAGAUUGGCUGAUGGAACCAGAAAUGAAAUUUGGGAAAACAAUGACAACUAUUAUUUUGAGUUUGACGUCGAGUUUGGUGCAAAAAGCAAAUCACAGUCUCAUAUAGGAAUCGCCUUUAACCACAAUCAAGUAACUCAUCAAUCCAUCUACGUGAUGGUAAAUCACGAGCGUCAAAACGAACGACUUUCCUUUAGAUAUGGAAUUUAUACUCGAGGACGUAGAAAGGGUGCUGGCAGAAAACCACCCUACGUAUAUUUUGACCAUGAUCAAAGAAUUGCUCAUCGUUUUAAGAUUAGACUGACUGUCAAACCAGAAAAAGCAUCCAUCGCAGUUAAUGGAAAAAGAGUGUUCGAGUUUGCCACAAAUUUGGACGCAGAUUCUUCAGUCGUCUUGUUCACGCUGGGAGGCUCGAAUUACCUAAAUCACAAGAUAAAGAUUCUAACAUCCAGGAUAUGUACUAGGAACCAGGACCACGUAUCAAACACAGGAGGAAGAGCCAAGCGGUACGCUUUGUCUAAUUUCAGAUGGUAUCCUAAUGGAAAAUCAAUAACUUACACCUUUCUCAACCACAGCUCAAAUCUAGGAGAGGAGCUUACUCGAAGAGAAGUUAUCAGAGCAAUCGAGGUGUACGCAGGAAAUGGAAUCGAGUUUCAAGAAGCAAAUCCAUCAGACGUCCAUAGCACUGACAUUAUUUUCAUGUUCAUGAACGAUAAUCGGCACGCUGAUGGUAGGGUGUUUCACGGUGCUGGUGUUGAAAAGGCCCACGCGUUUGUCCCAGUCAAUGGAGAAAUUCAUUUCAACAACUUUGAGACUUAUUCCGUGAAAAAACAAGACGCAGGGAAAACAAGUUUGUUUUACGUCGCUCUCCACGAAAUUGGUCAUGCUCUAGGUCUAAAACAUUCGUCGCUUCAUGAUGCCGUCAUGAACGAAAAGUACGAACACGAAAAAGCUUACAAUGUGGUAGCACUUGAUGAGGAUGACAUUGAUGCUAUUUCAGUGCAGUACGGAGACGAAGUAAAACAACGGUUAGGGUCAGCUAUUCCACUCCAUUCGACCAGUCUUGACUAUGAAGAUAUUAAGGGGCUCGCUGAAACUGUUCAAUACGGUGCCCGACUGCCUUACCCCAGUAACUGCCUUGAUUCUAUCGAUGCAGCUUUAUACUUCUACGACAGGAAGAUCUCUCCACAAAACGACAAAAUAUUCCUCAUCUCGCACGGUUAUACUUGGAUGUACGAUGCAACAUCAUUAGCUAUGCAAGGUGGCUAUCCAAAACGAACAGCCGAGGUCUUUCAAGGGGCCACUGGUGUAGUUGAUGCUGCGUUUGAUACAGGGAAAUUCGUUGUUCUCAUCAUUAAAGACAAGGUAUUGAUUUACGAAUGGGACAUGGUCCUUUUCCCCCGCCAAACAGCAACCUUGUCGUCAUACUUCAACCUUCCUGCCGGUACCAGGGUAAAAUCUGCUUUCAACCACUACAAGGGACCGUGUAAAAGUAACAAGGACAUCUGCGCUAAAACAACGCUCGUCGUGUCUCCUACGAAACAUUAUAUAGUGACAUGGACCCGAAAGGGUCGUCAAGUCAAGACCACAACAGUUGGAAAUGGAAAAGAUGUUAUUGGUCAAGAAAUGGGGGAUAGCCAGUUUCAGGCGGCAUAUGAGUACAUGAGGACACGAGGGGACACCGAGGAAAAGGAAGUUAUGAUAUUUGAUAAUAACAAGGCUGCGAUAAGCAGAGUUUACUAUCCGGGAGACGAUUAUAAACUUCGAACAGGUUGGGUGAGCACACCAGAUUUCUUCAGAAUUUUCGGAUGGUGUGUUGCUUAAACAGUAUUAGCCAUUAAAUCGUGGAAAAUUGGGAAAGACUAUAUAAUAGUAAAACUAUAUUAUGCAUGAACAGCAUGAUCAAUGAUAUGUGAUAAGAAUUUUAUGAACAGUUUGUAAUUUAUUAUACUUACUCAAUCUCUUGAAACCCUCAUUUGGGAUAUUUAUAACAAUAAGAACAAUUACUGAUAAUGUUACUAUUUUAGAUCUUAUAGUUAUACAAAUAUUUUGUCUUGAGUGUGCUUAAUCACUUUACACUGUACAAUCGAAUGUCGGGAUUUUUCUAAACGGGCCCCUGGCAAGUGAAACCGAGCGUGCUAAAUCACUCUACAGUCGAUCUUCGAGAUUGUUCUAAAAGGGCCCCGACAGUUGAAACCAACUUCAAUCGAUGUAUUUUCGGACGCUGAUUCCGAAUCACCCCCUAUGACAUAGGGUUAAAAUGCUCCCCUGACGAGAUAUUGGUGAAAAACUGUCUCGAUCACGUGAUAUGACCGUAUAAGGAAGUUAGUCCAAUUUCUCGUUAGGGUUAGGGUUUCAGCGUAUGCUUUUAUUAAGGAUUGGGUUAGGGUUAGGGUUGGGAUCAGAUUAGAGGGUUAGGGUUUCGAAUAGUCGUUCAGGACCAGCUAGGGAACGAGUAGAAAAAGUCACGUGACAGUCGAGUGUAGAGUGAUUAAUCAUCAUCCAAGUGAAACCAUUCGGGUUCGACAUUUUUCUUAUCUGUUAACGCUUAUUCCGAAUCACCAAACAGGACAUUUGCAUUCAUCGGAGCCAAAUAGAAAAUGUUUUAAAGUUAGUAACGUGAUAACAAGUGUAAAAUGAUUAAUUAUUAUAUUGAUCAUCCCAGAUCACAGAUCGCUAAAUUCAGAGAUCAAAAAUGUCGAGCACUUAAGUUGCUGUUAUUAUUACUAUUAGGCAAUUUGUUAAUUUAACUGUUAACAGGCGGGAUCAGAUUCGUUU